AUGCCUGAUUAUAUUUAUUGUGAACCUUGUUUAAAAUUGGGGAAAAAAGAUGAGGAAGAUUCGGAUAAAAAUAAUCCAUUUUCACAUUAUGAUAUCAAAUGUUAUAGCAAAAAUAUAAGUACGAGUAACCUUUCUCGUCACUUACUAAAUUUGCAUAAAAUAUCAGAAAAAACUAAUAAUAAUAAAUCCAUUCAAACUCUAAAAAUGUUUCUAAAGCCAACGCCAACAUGUAGCAAGAAUAUAAAAGAUAAAAAAUGGCUCUUAGGGCGAAAUUAUGUUUUGAUGUGCUGCUUAGAUUUAUUGCCAUUUGAUUCUAUAAGCAAUAAUGGGAUGACAGAUUUUCUAAAGAAAUAUAAGAUAAUUGAUUCCUCAUCAGAAUUGCCUAAUAGGACAACUAUUAGUCGGGGAGCACUUGAUGAUGUUUAUUAUUCUAUAAAGACACAUGUUUUAAACCUGAUUAAUGCUGGUCCAAAAUUCUGUUCCAUUACUUUUGAUUUAUGGACCGAUCAUUUCAAGCGGCGAAAUUAUAUUACAUUUAGUCUUCAUCAUUUAGAUGAAAAUUUUGUUUUAAAAUAUUUUACCCUGGCAACCCGAAAUGUGACUCAAAAGCAUACUGGGGAAACCAUAUUAUCGGAGAUUGAUGGUAUCGAAGAGGAGUUUCAUUUAAAAGCCAAAAUAAUACAAAUGGUAACUGAUGCAGGGGCAAAUGUCAAAAGAAGCGUCAGAUUGGGGGAUUAUGAGCAUCAUUUAUGCUUAGGCCAUGGACUACAUAAUUUGGUUACAGUUGAUGGCAUAAAAAAAGUUGCCAGAAUUGAUAAUCUCCUUAAAAAAAUUAGAGAAAUUAUUUCAGCCCUCAGAUAUCGAGUAGCUGAUUUGGAAUGUGAAAUUGAAGAUGAGCAUCGUAAAUGUCUCCAGUCAAUUUAUGAGACAGGUCAUAUCUUGGAUAUUGAUGAUUCUGAUCCAUACCUUGAUGACCAUUUUGAUAACGAAGCGGAUAAUAGAAAUGUCAUUACACCAACCAAUCUAUAUAAUAUAAAAACGUUAGAAUUAAAUUGCCCUACCCGCUGGCACAGCAUAUUAAUUAUGCUAGAAAGUGUUCGUAGCGUGAACAAAAAUCCUAUUAAUAAUGUUUUGAAUAAAAUAGGAAAACAAUGUUUAAAACUUUUUAAUAAUGAAUGGGAUAUGAUUGGCGAGCUUUAUGCCGUAUUAAUUCCAUUCCGAGAGUCGGUGGAAUUUCUUUCCUCCCAAAAGGGAUCGACUAUAAAUCUAGGGUUAUUAUUUCGCAGUGAAAUAGAAACCCACAUACAGAUCAAUAUAUCUGAUUCCUCAGAUAUUAUUUGUUUAAAAGAAAAUAUGCAAAAAAAGCUUGACCAUAGGUUUCCCAUUACUGAACUUCAAAUAUUAGCGACUCUCCUUGAUCCCAGAUUUCAAAAUCUGAAAAUUGUGUCAGAAUAUUUAAAUUCAAAUUCUACUACAUCAUUGCAAUUUUUAACAAGACAUUUAAAACUUUUAGAAAAUGAUAAAAAUGCACAAAGUGAAAUCCAAGUUGAAGAUAAUGGGGAGACUUUCAGUUCUUAUAUCGCCAAAAUAGCUCGUAAACAUUCCAUUCCAGGCAGUGAUUAUAACAAUAUAAGUAAUUUAGAACAAGAAUGCCAUAUUUUGCUAAGCCAAAAUAAUAUCCCAGAAGAGGAUGCAUUAACCUUUUGGAAGAAAAAGCAACUGGAACUUCCUAGGCUUGCUAAUUUAGCUAGGAAGGUUCUUUGUAUACCUGCAACCAGUACACCCAGCGAAAGAAUUUUUUCCAUUGCUGGAUUAAUACUCAAUGCAAAAAGGACUUCUUUAUGUCCCACCAAUCUUGAUAAAAUUCUAUUUAUUCAUGAUAAUUAUAAUUUAGCUAAAUCUGAAUUCUGA
Molecule: messenger RNA, 1911 nt
Organism: Gordionus sp. m RMFG-2023
Lineage: Eukaryota; Metazoa; Nematomorpha; Gordioida; Chordodea; Parachordodidae
Product: zinc finger BED domain-containing protein 4-like
Exons: 5
Coding region: 1-1911 (636 amino acids)
Biological process (GO): regulation of transcription by RNA polymerase II
Cellular component (GO): nucleus
Molecular function (GO): protein dimerization activity
Source: RefSeq, a predicted model, not a curated record